This is a messenger RNA of Ceratitis capitata (Mediterranean fruit fly), 599 nucleotides long. RefSeq lists its product as uncharacterized. The record is from RefSeq and is a predicted model, not a curated record. Lineage: Eukaryota; Metazoa; Arthropoda; Insecta; Diptera; Tephritidae. The transcript is spliced from 2 exons. The coding region runs from base 9 to 449 and encodes 146 amino acids.
UAAUAUCUAUGCAGAUCAGUUAUUUUACAGCAAUCAUGAAUAUCAGACGUAUUUCGGCGCCGUACCAAGCCCAAAUUCGUGAAACACAACAUCGCUUCGUAUGUGAAUCCUUUUGUGACUAUGCGCUAAGUGAUCCAGUGUUGAUAAUUAUAACAUUAACUGCAGUAAUUGGGUCGUUUUGCUUGCUAAGUGGACUGAUCCUUUUGUGCGCCGUUUCUAAAUCAUUACGCGAUCAGACUUCGGAAGCUAUCCUUCUCCUGGGUAAGAAUCAAUCUCCUUCCUCUUCCAAGUACUACUGUACCAAUGGAAAACUACGACGCCUUCUCAUUGCAGGCAUUGGAUUCUUCAUUUACACAAUUGCUUUCGUUACCUGGAAGAUUACUAAUGCCCGACGAAUCGCCCAUGUGAUCGAAACUCUCAAUAAGGAAGUUGCACAAAAUCAAGUGUGAAUGCCACAGUUCUCUGUGGAUUUUGUAUAUUUUAUUAAGCUUUGCUUCAGUGGAAUGUAAAUGUAAGAACUAGUCAAAUGUUAUUUAUCAAAAUAUUCAAUUUAGAUUAGAAAAUUCCAAAUAUGCCAAGAAGACUAGAAAUAAAAAAAU